This is a messenger RNA of Actinia tenebrosa (Australian red waratah sea anemone), 3451 nucleotides long. RefSeq names its product RAB6A-GEF complex partner protein 2. The record is from RefSeq and is a predicted model, not a curated record. NCBI's taxonomy places the organism in Eukaryota, Metazoa, Cnidaria, Anthozoa, Actiniaria, Actiniidae.
UUGUCGUUUGAUGAGAGAAUAAAAGGGAAGGUUGAGAUGGGGGGAGGGCAGCUGUAAUUAAGAGGGGGAACUAAUUAAGGGUAUACACCUUAUCAUCAGUGUUGAAUCAUURAUGUUUAUUAAUUCUAAGCUAGAUUAGUCAGAAGGGGUGCACGAGCCAACACCCCAAAGACAAGUGGGCGUAUUGGUUCAUGGACUGGGCUACCUGUUGUCUGAGCCAGAUAUCUUGGUCAGCGUCUUUACCCUGAGGCUUUCAAGAUGGCGGAUACGAAGCCGCUAUGGGAACUUCAGCAACAAUUCUCAUCAAUUUUUUAACGCCUUCCUCUUGAUCUAAUUCACAAGCGGCUACGAGAAUGUAUAACCUAAGAAGGCAAGCUCCCUUUACAGAUUUCUAAUGCCAUGAUCGAGGUUAAAGCGCGGAUGGUGCGAAGCGCUGUUUACCUCGCGGGGGAAACGUUACAAUGUGAAAUUAUUUUCACGAAUGUCAACGAGGAUUCAACUGCUCUGAAAAACUCUAAGGAAGAGAAAAAGGAGCCUAAAGUGGAGCGUCUCGCUUGGGCAAGCGUGCAAAUACACUGUCAAUGUUCAGUGAAUAGUAGCCGUAUUGUCAUCCCACAGAAAAAUGAUACUUCGACAGUCGAUCUCACGUCUCCAGUGGUGCUAAAAUCCAGCACAAGUUUUGCACCAUCGAGAGGUGAACAAGGGCAGUGCUUAAUGGACACACAACCAAAGAUCUUGUUUUGCGACUUAGAGCUCGCACCUGGCGAAUCUCGAACUUUUUUAUACAGUGAGAUUAUACCAGCUGAUGGACCACCUUCAUUCAAAGGAUAUGCCGUCAAGUAUUCUUAUAAAGUUACACUUGGAACCAGUCGUGUUAACUCACAAUUCAAGCUACUCAGACUUCCACUUCGUGUUUUGACUGUGCGAGGUUUAACUGAAACAGAAAAUUUCUUUGGUUUACCAGAACAGACUUCCAACCCAUUUUUAGAAAACAAAGCAAAUAAUAAUUCACUUUUAGAUAUAGCAGUUGAUUAUUUAACUGCAGUUACUUCGAAGAGAAACUCUCAUGUGUAUAAUAUUGUAAGCAAUAAAGGACAUGUAGGAAAAUUCUGUCUUUUUAAAUCAGCAUAUCGAAUAGGAGAAGAAAUUGUUGGUUCAUUUGAUUUCACUGAUACCCUUAUUCCUUGUGUAAAGUAUACAGUAACUCUUCAAAGCGAAGAACACAUUCCAGAAGAAUAUCGACCACCCCACUGUAAGAAUUCAGGAGCAAUAUACACAUCUUACUGCUCUGUUCAGGAGUACUGCUUGCAUGCCAAAAAGACACAUCUUGUUCUACCUGUUCCUGUUACAGUAUGUCCAGAAUUUGAAUCAGAUUUAGUUUGUCUAAAAUGGAGACUUCAUUUUGAGUUUGUACUUGCAAGUGGUGUUCUUCCUGCUGGAGCAAGUCCUCUUCAAUCAACAUAUCCUCAAUUAGACACUGCAACAUGGCAAGGGCCUGCAGACAUAGAGACUGAAAUAAUGACUUGGGAUUUCCCAGUCAAAUUACUAGCAACAAAUCCACUACAAGCAUCUUCAAUUUCUAUGAUAAGGACUUCAAAUUCAAUGAUGUUUUAGUAUUAUAUCAGUUUAGAUACAUGGAGCACGCAUAUAGCUGGGUAUAUCUCAUCUUCAUUCUGCUUAUAACGUCUGCCAACUACACCAUUCUCGAUACUCAUGUUUCAAGUCAAAAUAGUCACUAUGGUUACUAUCUUAUGAAGAGCAAGACCUAUUUCAGGAAGUGCCUUUCAACAUAAUAACCAAUUCAACUUCCAAUAUUCUGGUUGAAUGGCCAUGAUCAAGCACAAACCAUUUGGAGUCAAGGCUCUGGGAGAAACAGUAUUUUUAAAUUGUGAUUAUUCUUUAGUUUCCCUGAAGCAUUUGCUCAGAUUGUUUUGUGCUUGAUCACACAUGCAACCAAAAUAUCAAAAGUUGGCUAUUGUCAUAAAUCAUUUACAAAGACAACGAUCUGCAAGGCAGCAUACUCACUGGCAAAGUAUCAUCUAACUAGUUUUCAUACAUAAUAUUAUAUAGGAUAAUUAGAGCAUAAAUAAAUUAUUCCCACAGCUAAGACAAUCUCAGACUGUGUUAGCUGUCUCUCAAUAUUUGUUUUUCUCUGCCAUCAAGCAAGACAUUUUUACCUAAUGGCAGGUCUCAAGAUCGCCUCCUACACAGACAUCCAAAAGGUCUCUUAAAUGUUGUGGGACAGACCCUAAGGACGUUUGCGUAAGAGRCUAGGCUUUCGAAAACAGCUGGUCAAUGGCCAUUGUUGCCUCUUUGGGCAGUUCUCUUGACUGGUUGCCACAUUGACUGGUCACAUGUUGAUUAGUCCAAAAUGGCUGGUUAUUUGUCUGACCAUUGAUCAGCCGUUUUGUAGUCCUGGAAUGCAGCAAAAACAGACUAGGGAAUUAAGCAACCCAGUUAAUUGUGUGAUAUUAGGAACCCCAGUAACUUUUCUAGGUACGUGGACAUCAAAGUGUAUGUAACAUUUUUAUAUUUUAAUUUAUAAAAUAUUUGAGAUAUUAUUCGCAUGCUGAUUGGCUGGCUACCUUGUUUAUAUGAGAGGACUGAGACACGAUCAAGCAAAAUCGUUCAAAAAUGUUUUAUAAAAGCUAUAUAAGAUGGCUGCUUAUGUCUAGGUACCGGAUGGAUAUAAACACUUUGGGAGCUGUAGAGCACUUGAAUAGCAAGAGAAACACUCGGCUAUGCCUCAUGUUCCUAAGCUUGCUUCUCUAGUGCUCUACAGCUCCCAAAUUGUGCUUAUACCGUAGUAGAGACAUGCACACAUUUAUAUUUCUUAAUUAUAACCAUAUGGGGGUCUUGUUUCAUCGUCAAGAGAUCCUUUAUAAAUGGCUUGAACCAUUUCUAACUGAAAAUAUGAUAUAGGAUUAUAUAUUACUAAAAUACUAAAUGUUCUUGUUAUUUAAUAUACAAAAUACUAGCUUUUAAGAUAUCUCAAACUCCCAUAGCCUCCUAUAAGCAGACAUCUUUCUAUGCAGACAUCCCUUAGUAAGGUCUUUGCGAAAAUAGUUGUGGACUGCUAGUUUCGGAUAUGUCUUGGAAGUGUUAGUUGCGCUUACCUGGUGUGACUUGCUUCAAUGCUCUCCUAGCAUUCRGGGCUUAAAAUAAUGGCCAAUCAGUCACYAGUCAUGAUCACAGGCCAAAUUAGUUUUAGCUCAGUCAUACCUUAUUUCUGGCUAAACAUCACUGGUCAAAGUGACAGGCAAGGCAAAGCUUUAACCCAUGGCCAACAAGUCCCAGCUAUGGCUGGACAUUGUCUGAUGUCUGGCCGUUAUUUUAUGCCCUUGCAUUUAACAUGUGAUUACAAAGAGUGAAAACAAAUAUAAUGAAGAAUAGAAAUUUAUUAAACAGGUGAAGACUAUUCAUUAUUAAAAAUGGUUUUAUUUUUGGAAAA